Zootoca vivipara (common lizard) is the source of this 5578-nucleotide messenger RNA. The record is from RefSeq and is a predicted model, not a curated record. Lineage: Eukaryota; Metazoa; Chordata; Lepidosauria; Squamata; Lacertidae.
AGUGACAGGCGGAGGAAAAUGCUGAGGUGCCGCCGAGCCGCUCCUGCUGGCGGCCGAAGCGGGUGGCGGGCUGCGCUGGGGCUGCCUUCCCUGAGCAGGAGCGGCGGAGGCGGCGGCGGCGUUGGUCCUGGCAGCCUUGCCCGGGAGGCGCGUGGAGGGGCGGCGGCGCCCGGCUGUGUGUGAGCGCCCAGCGGAGCGAGGGCGAGGACCACCGAUUCCCGAGAGGCGCGCGGAGAAGACCAAGCUUUAGAAAUGAUGUGUGAAGUGAUGCCCACGAUAAACGAGGACACCCCAAUGAGCCAAAGGGGGUCCCAGAGCAGUGGCUCAGACUCGGAUUCUCACUUUGAGCAGCUUAUGGUGAAUAUGCUAGAUGAGAGGGACCGUCUCUUGGACACACUUCGAGAGACACAGGAAAGCCUUUCUCUGGCCCAGCAAUGCCUCCAGGAUGUCAUCUACGAUAGAGAUUCUCUCCAGCGGCAGCUCAACUCUGCACUGCCCCAGAUGACGGUUGCUGCUGGUACGAACAUUGAGAAUAACAUUCAAAGGACCAUAUCCUGCCCUAAUGAAUUUGCUGCACUUACAAAAGAGCUAAAUGCCUGCAGGGAACAACUACUGGAAAAAGAAGAAGAAAUUUCUGAACUGAAAGCUGAAAGGAAUAACACAAGACUGUUACUGGAACAUUUGGAGUGCCUUGUUUCAAGACAUGAAAGGUCACUGAGAAUGACAGUGGUGAAACGGCAAGCACAGUCCCCCUCAGGAGUCUCCAGUGAAGUCGAGGUUCUGAAAGCACUGAAAUCGUUGUUUGAACACCACAAGGCUUUAGAUGAGAAGGUAAGGGAACGACUGAGGGUUUCUUUAGAAAGAGUCUCAGCACUUGAAGAGGAACUAGCAGCUGCUAAUCAGGAGAUUCUAGCUUUGCGUGAACAAAAUGCACACAUUCAAAGGAAAAUGGCAUCAGGGGAGGGUCCUACUGACUCAGAGCUCAUCAAAGGAAUGGAGCCUGGACAAAAAGUUCACGAAAAGCGUCUUUCGAAUGGCUCCAUAGACUCAAAUGAUGAGACCAGCCAAUUGGUGGAACUGCAGGAACUUCUUGAAAAGCAAAAUUAUGAAAUGGCACAGAUGAAGGACCGCUUGGCUGGAUUGUCUUCCAGAGUCGGGGAGGUAGAGCAAGAUGCAGAGGCAGCUAGGAAAGACCUCAUUAAAACUGAAGAACUGAACACCAAAUAUCAGAGGGACAUUAGGGAGGCAAUGGCUCAGAAGGAAGACAUGGAAGAAAGGAUCACUACCCUUGAAAAGCGUUACCUAAGUGCUCAGAGGGAAUCCACCUCCAUACAUGACAUGAAUGAUAAGCUGGAAAAUGAGCUGGCAAACAAGGAAGCUCUCCUGCGUCAGAUGGAAGACAAAAAUAGACAGCUGCAGGAACGGCUUGAACUAGCUGAGCAAAAGCUGCAACAAACAAUGCGGAAAGCUGAAACGUUGCCUGAAGUGGAAGCUGAACUGGCUCAGAGAAUCGCAGCACUGACUAAGGCAGAGGAAAGGCAUGGCAACAUUGAAGAGCGCAUGAGACACUUGGAGGGCCAACUGGAGGAGAAGAACCAGGAGCUUCAAAGGGCAAGGCAAAGAGAAAAAAUGAAUGAAGAGCACAACAAGAGAUUAUCGGAUACCGUGGACAGACUUUUGACAGAAUCUAAUGAGCGCCUGCAGCUACAUUUAAAAGAGAGAAUGGCAGCAUUGGAAGAAAAGAAUGUUUUAAUACAAGAAUCAGAAAGCUUUAGGAAGAACUUGGAAGAAUCAUUACAUGAUAAGGAAAGAUUGGCAGAUGAAAUAGACAAGCUGCGAGUUGAAUUUGACCAGUUGAAAAUAAGAGCAGGUUCUUUAAUUGAUCCCACGUUGUCAAGACCGCAUCUUGAUUCAUCAGCAGAACUGAGGUACUCUGUGAGCUCCCUAGUUGAUAGCCAACCAGAUUAUAGGUCUACUAAGGUGAUAAGAAGACCAAGAAGAGGCCGAAUGGGAAUCCGGAGAGAGGAACCAAAGGUGAAAUCCCUUGGAGAUCAUGAAUGGAGCAGAAGUCAACCGAUGGGUGUUCUGAGCAGCCAUCAUUUUGAGAGUGACACUGAAAUGUCUGACAUUGAUGAUGACGACAGAGAUACAAUAUUUAGCUCUAUGGAUCUUCUGUCGCCAAGUGGACAUUCUGAUGCCCAAACCCUUGCUAUGAUGCUUCAGGAACAACUGGAUGCAAUCAACAAAGAAAUCAGGUUAAUCCAGGAGGAAAAGGAAUCAACAGAAUUGCGUGCAGAAGAAAUAGAAAAUAGAGUAGCCAGUGUAAGCCUGGAAGGCUUAAACCUAGCCAGGGUACACCCUGGCACAUCUAUUACUGGCUCCAUUACAGCUUCCUCCCUUGCAAGCUCUUCUCCUCCAAGUGGGCAUUCUACUCCGAAACUCACUCCCCGCAGCCCAGCCAGGGAGAUGGAUCGUAUGGGCAUCAUGACACUGCCGAGUGAUCUCAGGAAGCACCGGAGAAAGAUCGCAGUCGUCGAAGAAGAUGGGCAUGAAGACAAAGCCACAAUAAAAUGUGAAACCUCCCCUCCUUCAACACCUAGAGCCAUUAGAAUGACUCAUACUCUACCUUCUUCAUACCACAAUGAUGCCAGAAGUAGCUUGCCUGCAUCCUUGGAGCCAGAAAGCAUUGGUUUUGGCAGUGUCAGUAGCAGCCAGGAUUCCCUACACAAAGCUCCCAAGAAGAAAGGAAUCAAGUCUUCAAUAGGACGUUUGUUCGGUAAAAAAGAGAAGGCUCGACUUGGACAGCUCAGAGGUUACAUGGAAACAGAAGCCGCAGCACAGGAAUCUCUGGGAUUAGGCAAACUGGGAACUCAGGCAGAGAAAGACCGAAGACUAAAGAAAAACACAUCUGGGCAUGAACUCCUGGAGGAAGCUCGGAGGAAGGGCUUGCCUUUUGCACAGUGGGAUGGGCCCACAGUGGUUGCGUGGCUAGAGUUGUGGCUGGGAAUGCCCGCCUGGUAUGUUGCUGCUUGCCGUGCAAAUGUGAAAAGCGGUGCCAUUAUGUCUGCCUUGUCAGAUACGGAAAUUCAGAGGGAAAUUGGAAUCAGCAACCCUCUUCAUCGCCUAAAGCUCCGUCUGGCAAUCCAGGAGAUGGUAUCACUCACAAGCCCAUCGGCCCCUCCGACAUCUAGAACGCCCUCAGGCAAUGUUUGGGUGACCCAUGAAGAAAUGGAAACUCUUGCUGCUCCAGCUAAAAUGAAAGAGAAUGAGGAAGGCAGCUGGGCUCAGACUCUUGCUUAUGGUGACAUGAAUCAUGAAUGGAUUGGUAAUGAAUGGCUUCCUAGUCUGGGAUUGCCACAGUAUCGAAGUUACUUCAUGGAGUGUUUGGUAGAUGCAAGGAUGUUAGAUCACCUGACAAAAAAAGAUCUCCGGGUACACUUAAAAAUGGUGGAUAGCUUUCAUCGAACAAGUCUGCAGUAUGGAAUCAUGUGUUUAAAGAAACUGAAUUAUGACCGACAAGAACUAGAAAGGAGAAGAGAAGCAAGUCAGCAUGAAAUAAAAGAUGUGUUGGUAUGGAGUAAUGACAGAGUCAUACGCUGGAUACAAGCAAUUGGAUUGCGAGAAUAUGCAAACAAUGUGUUAGAAAGUGGUGUGCAUGGAUCACUCAUAGCCCUGGAUGAUAACUUCGAUUACUGCAGCUUAGCUUUGUUGUUGCAGAUUCCAAAUCAGAAUACACAGGCACGGCAGAUCCUUGAGAGAGAAUACAACAAUUUGUUAGCACUAGGAACAGAUAGACGACUUGAUGAAAGUGAUGACAAGAAUUACAGGCAAGGCUCUUCCUGGCGAAGACAGUUCCCCCCACGUGAGGUCCAUGGAAUCAGCAUGAUGCCUGGCUCCUCAGAAACACUGCCAGCUGGGUUCAGAUUAACUACAACAUCAGGACAGUCACGAAAAAUGGCAACUGAUGUGGCGUCAGCACGGUUGCAGAGACUAGACAGCUCGACAGUUCGCACGUAUUCAUGCUGACAAGGCUGGCAUGGAAAAAAGGACGGAGGUGAACUCAUAUGCCAACUCUACCUGAAGUGCACUACCACCAUGUUACGAAAAGAAGCUUUUUAUUCAAGAACAGGGUAUAAGGAAGUACACUAGAAUAUUUAUCAGACUAAACUACAUGGAGAUCUUUUUACAAAUUGCGUUUUAAGGUGCAGCCUGCCAAGUACUACCAUCAUGCAACUCUAAUUCAUUUCAAUGGAGGUAACAUAAGUUUCAGACAGCCCCAUUGAAAUGACUAAAGAAUGUGCAGCAACAGUACUGGCUGGACUGCGCCCACUGGGUAGUUCCAUAAGGUAAUAGUUACUAAUUAAGUUUUUUUAAAGAAAAAUAAUAAACCCCAAUGUAUUUAUCAUCAUAAAUUUGAUUGAAGUGCAGGAAAGCUUUUAUCAAAAGGAGACACUCAUUUCUAAACUUGUUUCAUCUGUUUUAUUGUAAAAUACUAGAAUUUAUGUAUUUACUGUGUAUGUAUUUCUUUUAAUAUGUGUAAGUCUCAUGUAAAUGGAUAUAAAUAUGAUUUUUUAAAAAGAAAUUAAAUCUAUGGUACAUGGGGUCUUAGUGCAAACACUUGACAAUACAGUGUCAACAAUACUGUUUGUAUCCUUCCAUUCCACCAUUUUUACAGUUUUGAAUUGUAGCAAAGUCAAUUGGAUAUGUUUAGCAGAGUUAUUAGAUGCUUCAACAUGUUCCUACUUUUUAAAAGAAAUCUGUCAAUAUCUAAAGCUCAACACCUGCCUCUGAUGAUUUACAAAAGAAAGAUUUGAGCCAAAAAUGGACCUCUGAAGGCAAAACAGAAUUGUUAUAUAUACUUGUAGAAAAGCACUGUGACUGCUCUCCUGUUUAAUAUCAACAACAUCAAAAAUCAACUAUAGGAGGUUAACAAGAGACAUUCUCCUCAAUGGCUACUUAUGGACCAAGAAGAAACUAGCUUUUUCUAGGACUCACGUUUUGCCUUCCAUAUUCUUCAAAUGCCGGCCAACGUUGGCAUAGAACAAACAUCAAGGGGAAAUAAAUCCUGAUCUUCAAGUUUUCAGUUAUAUAGAAAAAUGCUGCCCUCCAUUUCUUCAUUAUAAUAGGCAUUAGACAGCUGAUUGACUAAUAACAUGUUUAUCCAAGACGGCCUUGCUGAGACUUCUCAGAAGUCAGUUUUAUCAGAGGAACUAACUGAAAAGCAGAAAAGUUAAUAUAUAAUGUACAAAAGCUUAGAGGAGAAACUAUUAUCUGCUGUGGCUUUAUUUGGUGGUGUUAUUGAUGUUUAUUCUUUGUUUAUAUGGGAAGUUUCAAAGUAAGACCUAUUUAAUAAUGUCAUUUACCUUCUAUUUGCUAAUCUCCCGCUGCCUGAUCUUAGCUUCAGACCUGUCUUUUGGUUAUUCCUUUCAGCAGGUUGAUCUGCAAAACAUCUGCACGUACAUUUGUUUCACUGCAUUUUGUUUUGCUUUAUUUUUUUUACUUAAACAGACCUCAGUUAACCAAAUGGUGACAGAUUCUUUUUCUCCCCCGUUGUCAAUAAAAGAAAAUCAGUGCUGUU